UAGGGGUGGAGUAAAUUAAACAGGUGGUUGAGGUGGGAAGCAGUAAAUCCAUGCAAAUGCUGCAGAAAGAGGUCCAGAAUCUGGAAGAUCCAGAAAGUUUUGUGCGAGUCCACAAGUCAAUACAUAGGGACAAACAAUUAGCAUAACAGGUCCCCUUCUAUAUUUUGACUUUAUUCUCGUGAAAUUACAGAUGUUUUUCCAUUAAUGCUCUUGUACUUCAAGUACUUGUACUUGUACUUUCAAAUGUAUGAUGUUUUUUUUAAUAUUCUUCUCUUAAUUAUGACCUUACUCACAUAAGAUUUAGACUUUAUUCUUGUAACACUGUAGCUUUUUCCACAACCUAAUUAUUUUAUACCUUAACUGACUGGCAUGUGUGGCAUGUGGUGAACUAGGCGACUGCCAAGUAGGGGUGUGCGAUACUGCUAGAUUCGGUAUCUAUUUGGUAUUGACCCGAUAUCGAUCCUGUGUUUUUAUUUUUGAGCUUAGCAAAGUUCAUUUCUAUGUUGCCAUGUGAAAUUGAUGUAGGAAGUAAUUUCCGGUAAUGCUUAGGAUACAACAAAAUACUGUAAGUAUUACAUGUUGUCAUGAGCGUACCUGUUACGACAUGAUUCCAGCAUAUACCUAUAUAACAAAGAGUUGUCUCUUUUUAUCUGUUUCUAUAGCUUUAUAACUCAGACAAAAGAGAAAAAUGUGUGUUCAUGUGUCAUAUACGGAUUAUGGAUGAUAGAGAAAAUAAUUUUGAUGGGUUGACAAAAAAUUUAGAUGACAUACUUACUAUAUAUAUACGUAAGUACUGCAAUUGUUUACAUCAUGGAUAUAUAUGCCAUACAUCCCAAACAGGAAGUCAUGCUCUAUGUUGUUACACUAACUAACAUCAUGUCUCGGAUUCAGUGACCGAUAUCAGCUGUUGAACCUCAAUGGUGACACUGAUCAGGCAUAAGAUUGAGAUACUAUAAUAUUUAGGAGGUACAAAGUCCAAACUGUGAUUAAAAUGCUGCUGCGUCAACUUCAGCUCCUCGCGGAUGUUUGUGUUGAACAUUCAUUCAGUUUCCGGCAUGACAAUGUUUACUUAUCAGACAAGGAGUGCAAACAAGUGAAGGAAUUCAAUGUACUUCCCAUCAGUGUAUUUCUUUUGGAGUACCAGUACUCAAAGAGAUGUGUUUCCAGCAACACUAGCUCUAGCCAAAAAACACUAGCCAAAAAAACAUCACAGAUUAAUGAAAACGUGUUCAUAUAAUUUCAAUACCACUUUAUACUUCCUUAUAUACUGUAAGUGUGCACUAAGAUAUGAGAAAAUGCUGAAGAUGGGAAAUAAAAUCGUAUUUCUUUGUCAGGUGUACAGUAUCCUCCCACAUUCCAAAAACAUGUUUGUUAGGUUAAUUAAAGUGUAAUUGUCUGUAGGCGUGAGUGCAAGUGUAUUGGUGUGUGCCUCUCUCUAUAUAUAUGUGUCAGCUCUGGCAGUAAAGGUGGCGUGAACUCCAGCUUUCCAUAAACCUGGAUAGGACAAUGGAUGGAAAAAUACAAGGUAAGGCUAUGAAUGCUUUCGCUUUCCAUUGACACCUCUUGUGACCUAUAAAGUUGAACUAGUAGGCGGAGAAACAUCAGAGGGAGAGGGAGGAAGUGGUGAAGAAGCGCUCAGGUGAAUGCAGUGUUUGGUUUAUGACCACAAUCAGCCUGCCGCAGAGUUUGUAUCGUCUCACCUUGCCUCUCAAGGGGGAUUGGCUAAACAAUCCUUCUCAACUGGGAUCAAGAUGGAUUUGUGAGCUAAAGACAAACUCAAAUGCUGAAGGACCCUCAGAACACAGAAAGCUGGACCCAGGACUGACGGCUCUGCAAAACUCUAAGUGGGUAGUUGCAGUAUAUGGACUUGUUUUGUGGAUGACUCUGCUUGAAUCUUUUCUCUACACAGAUGCUAUACGAGAAAAUGCAGUGCCGGUAAUGUCAGUUCGAGGUCAAUAACAGCAUCAUUGAGGGGAAAGAGGAACCUCAUCCAGGAACAACAUCCAGACUUCCCCCUUGUAAAGGUCUACCAGUACGGAAGAUGUCAGCCAGUAAGACAACCAAUGCAGGAAGAAGAACUCCAGUCUUCAAGGUGUCAAAGAAUAUUAAAAAGCCAACAGCUGCUGCCCUGAAAGGUGCCAUUCAGCUGGGCAUCGGUUACGCUGUGGGAAACCUCAGCUCCAAACCUGACCGAGAUGUUCUUAUGCAAGACUUUUCUUUGGUGGAGAGUGUCUUCUUGCCAAGUGCGGGCAGUAGCCUGACUCCAGCACAUCACUACCCAGACUUCCACCUGAAAACAUAUGCACCUCUGGCAUUCCGCUACUUCAGAGAGCUCUUUGGUAUCAAACCAGACGAUUACCUGUACUCCAUCUGUAACGAGCCUCUGAUCGAGCUGUCCAACCCCGGUGCCAGCAGUUCUUGGUUCUACCUUACAAGUGAUGAUGAGUUCAUCAUCAAGACUGUGCAGCCCAAAGAGGCGGAGUUCCUGCAGAAGCUGCUUCCUGGCUACUACAUGAACCUGAACCAGAACCCAAGGACUUUAUUGCCGAAGUUCUAUGGCCUUUACUGCAUCCAGUGUGGCGGUUUCACUGUCCGUGUGGUUGUGAUGAAUAAUGUGCUGCCACGUGCCAUGAAGAUGCACUACAAGUACGACCUGAAGGGCUCGUCGUACAAACGCCGUGCCUCGCACAAGGAACGCACCAAGUCUUCGCCCACGUUCAAAGACUUGGACUUCCAGGAGCUACAUGAAGGCUUGCUGUUUGAUGCGGAGACCUACAACGCAUUAAUGAAGACUCUACAGAGAGACUGCAGGGUUCUAGAGAGCUUCAAGAUCAUGGACUACAGUCUUUUGCUGGGGAUCCACGUUUUGGAUUGCAAACUGUUCAGCAGGGGGAGCAGAUGCGACAGCAGAAAAGGACAAAAAGUUCUCUACUCGACCGCCCUGGAGUCCAUCCAGGGGACUGUGAAGGACCCAGAACCAGUGGCAAAUGACGACACAUUGGGUGGAAUCCCUGCCAAACAUAAAGAUGAAAAGCUGCUAAUCUUUUUGGGAAUCAUUGACAUCCUUCAGUCGUACAGGUUCAUUAAGAAGGUGGAACAUUCCUGGAAAGCACUUUUACACGAUGGGGACACCGUGUCGGUUCACAGGCCUAAUUUUUAUGCGGACAGAUUUCUGAAAUUCAUGGGAACGGUCGUAUUCAAACGCAUCCCUCACUUAAGAGGAGCCUCUUCCAAAAGGAAGAAGAAUUCUUUUGGUGCGGUUCGGUCUGCCUCUCAGGAGUUGCCAUGUCUGCAGAAAGUGAAGCAAGAAAAGGAGAAGAAAGCUCAAAGCAUGGAAAACCUGGAUGUUUCCAGUUUAUCCAAGCCAGCUGAUCUUCUGCCAAGGGCAGUAGUUUCUUUCAUAUCUACUGAUGAAGAGCACCUUGAAAACAGUAAAGACAGACGGGCUUCCAGUUCAACGAUCGCACUGGAUGAUCCUUUGCCAUCCCUCACCAGAAGCCAGUCAGACACUGAACUGGAUGUCUACUUGGUAUGAAAAAUACAGAAUAUGCUGUAUCUACAUGCAUGCCUUUUUCAAGGAUUUGGCCCCAACCUUUUUUGGGACAACGGACAAACAAGACAUCCUUGCUAGAUGAAUGGGGGACAGAGGGAUACGCUGCAAUAUAGUUGGAACCUAUCACAACGGCAAACUAAAAGGAAACAAUUUGCGGUAGGAGUGUCCAAACCUGUUUUCUUUUAAUUUUGUAAAAGGCAAAAAAAACAGGGCGACCAGUCCAGGAUGUAAGACAGCUGGGAUAGGCUCCAGCAUACCCUAGUGAAGACAGGCAGUAUAAAAAUGGAUGGAUGGAUGGCUAAUAAAAACCUGUUUGAUUAUUAGUACCAACAUUUCAGCUUCUUUUUAUAUUUUGCCUUUUUGCUCUAUUUUUGCUGUUUUAUGGGUUUAAUUCUAUUGAAUUUAAUACAAUUCUGGAGGCACCUGGGGGUGCAAAUGAAUGACAUUUGCAGGUUGACCAACUGAGUAGUACUCACACUAUGGUUCUUAAUUAUUUUGCAUCAAGCCCCCGCCUUCAGGCGACAGUGAUUUUUUUCACGCCCCUCCCCUAAAUUGAAAUACAAUAGAGAACCUGAUAUUUAUUUAUAAACACAAUGUAACAAGUUUUAUUAGCUCAAUUUUUAACAUUUAAGCAAGCUUUAAGGUCAGUCCUUGUGACUCUCAAAAUGUUUUUCCUGGAUUUUAUCAUUUUUUUCCCCCAUUCUCCUGCUGUCUCUGUCUCACUCAUCCACAGUCAGCUCUGUACAACGGUGGUCCUCUUCUCCUGGGUUGAACAGACAGCCUCUUCAUUAGUUUGAGCAUUGCUGCCACCUAGCUGGAGGAUUCAAGCAUGAAUACCAUACAUGCAGACAAUGCAUGAAGACACUGAUACCAAAAAAAAAAACACCCAUGAGUGCAGAGGUGCAGACUUAUACAAUGGCUGUAAUGCAACCACUGUGUGCAGACUCAUAAUGAUAACAGCCACCAUUAUAAAAUUAAAAUACAAAGACUCACUGUAGGUCGAAACUCGGUUACAUGAUGUGCAAUGUGGUUUCCGCCCUGGUUGUGGAACACUUGUCCAGCUCUGUCCAGGAAUUCUAGUAUCAGGAUCUUGUUCGCUGGCGUGGGAGAUUAAUUGACGGAGCUUCUGCAGUGAUGCAGUAGCUGUACCGGAUCACUGUGAUGAAGAGAAAGCAAAGCUCUCACUUUAUACCUGUAGAUCUACAUUCCUACACUUACCUACUGUAUGUUCACAACGUUCGGACAGUACCAGUGACCUAAACAGCAAGGUUAUGGAUACAAAAUGUAUUUCCUCGUUUGGGUCGGUGGACUUUCCUUAACAGGUUAGAUGAGAAUCUUGGUCACUUGGGAGGAGCCAAUUGAGUUGGUUGGAGCAUCUAGUCUUGACACCUCCUGGACUCCUCCCUGCUGAGGUGUCUCGGUCAUGCCCAGCCAGGAAGAACCCCCCUCAAUCUCCCCGGUGGAAAUGGCGAAAAUGGCCAGAGGCAGGGAAAUAUUGUCUUCUCAACUGAGACUGCUGCCCCCACAACCUAGACUUGGAUAAGUUGAGGAAAAUGGAUGGAUGGAAGGCUUUUAUUCACGUAAAACAGGUGGAAAUGGAGUCCCCAAAAGCAAUGCACAUCCAAGAGAUCUCCAGUCUAAGUACACGUUUUAUUCCUAGGAUGGCAGUGUAAAUCGAGUUUAAGUAUAAGUCAGAACUUCUAAAAUAUACAUCUAAGUCACUCACGCUGUACACAGUAUUUCAUUCCAAGGGAGGCAGUCUCAAUGAAUGCUGCUUAGUCCAUUUCAUAGGAGCAGAUCCUUUCACAUGUUCAAAGAUACCAUCUACGUAUGGUGAUGGUCGCAGCGUUUGAACGACAUGGACUGUGCAUAGAGACAAUACUGGCCAUUGUUUCGCCACUUUUCCACGUUUCUAAACAUAAUGUUUUCAUAUAAUGUCAUGGUGUAUUAAUACAAAAACCUUGUGACUUCGCAAAGGGCCAAAAGAUCAGACCCACUGAACAAGAUCAGAGGGGUCUUGAAAAAUUUGACUUUUUUUUUUUUUUUAACACACAUGGCACAUCAACAAACAUGGACAAACAUGAUUGGGACAGCUACAUAGAUAUGAAAGGAAAAAAUUACAUUCAGGUCAAGUAGCAGCAGAGCCCUAGGCUGAAUUCACUUUUAUUUUGUAUGCUUUUUGUUAAGCUCACCUGGGCCCUUUUUGCCGUCAAAUAAAUACAUACAUUUAUACUAACUAUGACUCAAAUUCAAUUUAUACAACAGAAUCAAGGAUGCACUAUGGUAAAUAAAAAAAAGCCAUAUUGCUUUUUUUCAA
Messenger RNA from Doryrhamphus excisus (bluestripe pipefish), 5870 nucleotides. Lineage: Eukaryota; Metazoa; Chordata; Actinopteri; Syngnathiformes; Syngnathidae. The record is from RefSeq and is a predicted model, not a curated record.